AUUUUCUGGCUAAUCUUGCAAAGCAUUGACAUGGGAUGCACCGUGCAAUCCAGCCGACAUGGCGUAGGAUGCCCUGAGGAUUCGUGCUUUUGCACUGACUGCGACCUUUGCAAAAUCUAUUUGGAUGAACGGCAUUGGCAGGAGUUUAGCUGCCAGAUGUUGGGGUUGCCGUUGAACCGGUGCCGGCUCACCUUGCUUGCAAACGCUGGCUGGCUGGUUGCAACAUCCAAAUUGGGCUGGCAGACCUUUCGAAAAUGUGGGAGGGAUCCCGGGCAGCUGUUGCUGGUGGUCGUCCCAUGUGUUCUUAGUGCAACCUCCGCCGUUCCGCUGUGGCAAAUUUAUGUGUCACUAAGCUGGAAGGUCUUCACAGUUGCCGUGAUGUACAAUGUCAUCAAUACCUGCUUACUGGCUUCCUCCAUGUCCAUUGUACUGCGAUUGGCUUCACUUCAGCAAAAGCAAAGAUGUUGUGGGCGAGCCUUCGACAUGUUGUCCAGGCAGUUUUUGCGAAGCUUCCUGCCAGCUGCAAUGCUUGGCGAAUUCUGCGUCAUGCUUCUGACAAAGUCGACUAAAUCAUUUGAAGAGUUCUUCGAACAGGAAAACAAGUUUUACUUGUUGUAUUUGAUGCUUGGUUUGCUCUUGUCGUGGAUUGCCUGGAGACUGGUCUGUGGAAUUUCUGCGAAAUACAACCGUGAUCUUCGCUUGAAGAUGAAACGAGUUGUUUGGUACCUUCUAAUAGGGAAGAUAGUUUGGUCAGUAUUUCGCUGCCUGCAUUGGCUAGGAAUCUGCCACCAUUUUACUACACUGACUAGCAAGUACAACCUGGUGAUUGUCCAGAUGGAACGCCUAGCACUUCUCUGGCUCCUAUGUUUGAUCAGAGACUUCACAGUGCAUUACACCCAACUGAAUGAACUCCCAUCCCGGUUGGGCAUCCGCGACCUAAAUGACUAAGCUUUUAGUGCAGGCCAUGCCGGCUAGCCCGUGCAAAGCUGGGACCGUCCUUUGCUGGGUUCAAA
Messenger RNA from Cladocopium goreaui, 1013 nucleotides. NCBI's taxonomy places the organism in Eukaryota, Dinophyceae, Suessiales, Symbiodiniaceae. The record is from the annotation of a GenBank genome assembly.